CAGAUUAUUUUCUGUUGGUUGCGGUCAGGCUGACGUCUGUCAUUCAUUCUGUAAUUUGGAAAUUCAUUCAGCUGAAGGCAAAAUGUCUGUUUUCAUAUAUUUCGUCUAAAAAUAUUUACCUUAUUUACCUAUAAAAUAACGCGUCUUUGUUCGUUUUGUACUUCAUAUCCGAUAAACAAAGUUACGACUUUGCGUGAAGAUUAUUAAAAUUGAAUAAAGUUAUCGCAUAAUAAUGGAUUCGUGCACUGGAGUGGAGCAAGAUUUGGACAAAGCUUUAACAAAAUUUAACUCUCUAAAUGAUCAUACAAACAGAGUUCUGCAAGAUAUUAUAGAUCAAGUUGAAGAACUGCGAAAAGAAAUCGCAAAACAGCCUGAAAACACACCAUUAUCUCCAGCACAAGCUAUGGUGGUUGGUGAUUUAGCCUCAUCAGUCAAACAGACUGUGUUUCAAAUGUCUACAGAGCAUAGAGAACUCCAUGCCACAGUGUCUAGAGUGGGCAAAUCAAUUGAUAGGCACUUCAUUGCUGAUUAUGCCUCUGUGGCACCUAAGGCCGAGUCCUUUUGCAAUGACACCAAUAGGCCUAUCAUGGAACAGGCUAUUGCUCAACAUUUAUAUAGACAGGGUUUAGAGGACGUUGGCGACACGUUCGUCGAGGAAGCGAAGGUGACGGGCGUGGAGCGAACUUGUACGUUCGCGUUACUGCAGCGCUGUGCCGCCGCUCUGUCCGAGGGAGACCCUAGUGCAGCCCUGCACUGGACCGAGAGGAGGGCCCAUGAGCUACAUAACUCACCACUGCCGUUUACUUUGCAUAGGAUGCAGGCGUUCAAGCUGGCGCGCGAGAAGGGCGUGGGCGCGGCCAUCGCGUACGCGCGGCGCUGCUUCCCCGCGCACGCCGCGCGACACGAGCGAGCGCUGCAGGCCGCCGUCUGCGCCCUCGCCUGGUGCACGCCGGGCGCCGGCCCCGCGCCCGACAUCUACCAGCACCUGCUCGACCCCAAGGCGCUCGGCGCGGAAGCAGCAGAGCUAUUCAUAAAGGAAGCUUGUGCGUUGCUCCGUCUCGCGCCGCUGUCGCCGCUGGCGGGCGGCGUGCUGGCGGGGGCCCGCGUGCUGCCUGCAUUACACGACAUCAGAGCCAAGAUGACGCACCCACAUGUCAUCGCUGCGUGGUCUGAUGAUGAACUGCCUUUUGAGGUGGACCUCGGCGAAGACGGCGGCGGCUACCACUCAGUGUUCGCGUGCCCUAUCCUCCGUCAGCAAGCGUCGGAGCAGAACCCGCCGAUGCGGCUGCUGUGCGGACACGUCAUAUCCAGGGACGCGCUCAACAAACUCGCUAUGGGUGCCAAAUUGAAAUGCCCCUACUGCCCUAUGGAGCAGUCUCCGGCCGAAGCCCGACAGAUAUAUUUCUCGUGAACAGUUUAGUUCAUAGAUCGUUGUUAUUUACUUGAAAUAUUUUCCACUGGUAGCACAAGGAACGAACUUGCCACGGAUAAGAAAUGUUGACACAAGAGUUUGUAAUAUACGAUUUUUUCAUAAAUAUAACUAAAGAGAUUAAGGAAAUACAGAUUUGAGUCGUUUUGUAUUUAGGUUGGCCUUCGGUUGUCUAGAUCUGGGUUACCAGAACAAU
This is a messenger RNA of Helicoverpa armigera (cotton bollworm), 1625 nucleotides long. It is a transcript of the gene Sou, whose product is annotated as E3 ubiquitin-protein transferase RMND5B. The transcript has 8 exons. Gene Ontology annotation, biological process: proteasome-mediated ubiquitin-dependent protein catabolic process. Gene Ontology annotation, molecular function: protein binding; ubiquitin protein ligase activity. Lineage: Eukaryota; Metazoa; Arthropoda; Insecta; Lepidoptera; Noctuidae. The record is from RefSeq and is a predicted model, not a curated record. Bases 233 to 1411 code for a protein of 392 amino acids. Gene Ontology annotation, cellular component: cytoplasm; nucleus; GID complex.